Amoebophrya sp. A120 is the source of this 3069-nucleotide messenger RNA. NCBI's taxonomy places the organism in Eukaryota, Dinophyceae, Syndiniales, Amoebophryaceae. The record is from the annotation of a GenBank genome assembly.
CCAAGGUCCAAGAAAUCUUCGCUUAUUGCCGUGGUGGGGGAACGAAGCGUGGCACUUGCAGCAGAUCGGUGUAGUAGCUGCAUCGUUGUGAACCAGCAAGAACACGGCACUAGAAUCGGUUUCGGACUUCGUUGUGCCGUUAUGGUCCUUUCAUUCGUAUUGAAAAAAAUUCGCUUUUUAGAUCAAAUCUUCAAAAGCCAAAUCGUGUGUCGCUCGUCGUAGUACGUGCUAGCCUGGUGUACUCCUUAAAAAUCACACUCCGCCUUUAUGUUUUUUUUCCGUAAAAACCGCCAGUUUUUUAUUUUUUUUCGAAAAAAUCGGGCACCGCCGGGGUAGCUUAGAUUCAAGCAUAGCGGCGUGGAUUGGUUUGGUCCCAACGAGGUUCAAGCCACAGCUCUACAUCCGCAAAAAAUGCAGCGCCCAGCGUCCUCUACCUCAUCGCUCCUGACGAUGGGUGGGGGUACGAAUAACAGCAGUAGUCUCCGCGCGGCCAACAUAUCAACUGCAGCAAAUACGUCUGGGUCUGGAAGAAUGCCAGACUUGUCAUGCAGGUUUUCCAUGACCCAUGAGGUCUGUUAUGUAGGACAUAGCAUGACAGAGUCUGUGAUAGUUCUACGAUGCCUAUUCUGCAUGAGAAACGGCGUCUCGAUUAGGUCACAAGUGGACAGCUUGUCGUGGUAAUCACGCAACACAAAUUUUAUAUGAUUCAGAUUUAGCAUGACAAGUUCCAACCUUCCAGACCCAGACAUAUUUGCAAUGCAUACAACAACAAUUCUCCAGCACGAGUGGCCACCGCCCCCAGUGGCCCGGGACAGAGCGGAAAUAAAUCUGGCCGGAAUGUGGACUUCAAUCUUUCUUUCCAACAGAAUAAGAAGCCUCACAACUCAACGAAACAGGGCAACAAUCAACACAGCAGGCCGUCGGGCAUGAGUAGUCUGAAAAAUUCAUCUGCCAACAUGGGACUGGGAGGAGCAUCAUUAUCAACUGUAAAAAUGUCUGGGUCUGGAAGAAUGCAUAUUUGUCAUGCUUGUCUGGCAUGACUCUUAAAUCUGUCAUGCACGUUACCCAAGCGCUCCAUUUUUCUGUCAUGCAGGAACGCAGUUUGCCAUGCAGAAUAGGCAACACCUAGAAGCUUAGAAACUUGUCAUGCUGGGCCAGCACUUGUGGCCUCAUCAUGAUACGCCACCCAGCAUCACAAGUUUCCAGACCCAGACAUUUUUGCAUUUGAUAAUCAUUGUCGUUAAACAACACCAUGACCGACCUGCAUGAUAACCUCUCCUUCUUCACAGACGACGAAAAUCGAACGCUAGACGGGUCCGUCGCGACACUAGAACAAAAUCACACGAUGAACAACCAAAGCGCUUCUUCCUCCAACUUCUUCCAAAAAGCGCGGCUCGAGGGCGUCAAUCUGUACGCGAAGACACCGGAAUUGACAAGUACAAAUCUCGCGUCAAAGCGGGCGACGACGCCGAGUGUCGAAAUCGCGUGGAACAGUUCGAUGACAAAAAUCCACUACAAACCGAGACCUCUGUCCCGGAACACGGCCAGAGCGGCGACCAAGUGGAAAAGGUCUGCGAGUGUGGAUCCCCUUACGGAGCGACCGCCGUGGACCUUUCGGUUUAAGAACGUCAGUGCGAAGGAUACGCCAGUGCCGGAUGCAUUCGUAUAGUCUAGAAGUUUUCGUGCUUGUUUCUUGAUAAGAAAGUCCUCUCGGAGCUUGUGAUGCAAAGGACGAAUGUGUCGCAAUUCAACGUGAUGAUGAUGUUGCUAUGUACAUGACAACCUUCUUCUAUCAGGCCGACCGCCAGCGGAAAGCGGGUGUUGGGAAGGAGUUUUAUGUCCCCUGGUACUUGCGAAACCGAGCGGGCUAUCAAAUGCAAAAGCGUCUGGGUCUGGAAGGUUGGAACUUGUGAUGCUAAAUUUGGACUCUAAAAAAAUCUGUAUUGCGUGACCAGGAAGAGGAGUCUAGUUUGUGCUACGUGGGGAGGGCGUUUGUCAUGCGGAGUAGGCAACAUGAACAUCGGGAAGCCCUCUAAAAAUCUGUGAUGCUGGGUCGUGUAUUACAGACAUCCUGGGCCAUGCAAAACAUGCAUGACAGGUUUCAGAACCUUCCAGACCCAGACAUUUUUGUAUUUGAUACGGGCAAAAGGCACGUGGUGAACCAGACGAACGUGCCGACAAGGGGGCUGAUCCACAAUCGGACUAUAUCCUGAGGAAAAACCUCCCCACCCUAGAGUCAAGAUGGGGAUUUUGCAACACAAACCCAUAACUUUUGGGAGUCACGCAUGACAAGCUUCUCUCUGUAGUGUAGUGCAGGUUCACAAGGACAGCCGCAUUACAAAUCCAUCUGCUUAUCCGGCUUGCAGCAUCACAAAUGCCAAAGCGCGACAGAUAGCGUCUCUCAUGGGGAGGCGCAUUACAAGCAUUCCUGUGAUUGUGAAUCUACAUUACAACUCUGGGGUGGGGACGUUUUUGCACAGCAUAGACUAGUCAGGAGAUUCUGGGAAGCACGGUGAUGUGGCGCAUCUGAGAAGAGGAAGUGGAGGAACUUCUUACUACGUGGGGAGUGCGAUAGCUAGGAGCUACCCGAAAUACUACGAAACACCUAUGGAGAUGAGGAGAUGAAAAAGUUUUCGAUUUGAUUCUAUCUUGAUUUCAUUGCGAUUUUUCUUUCGGUUUUUAUGGUUUAACAGUUCAGUUUUGACAGCAGCUUUGACAAAAUAAAAUCGCAUCUUGUAUACGAGCUAUUUCUGUUCAGAACAGCAGGUUUUUCUGCAUUCAGAGUCCUUUAGCGCGAAGAUUUUUUGCCUAUAAUUCCACACUGUAUCUUAUGUUUGAGAUGAUAACAAAUUCAUUGUAGUUUUUAGGUUUGAUUAUGAUUCUGUCAUGUUUCAUUACAAUAACGGGGCUUUUUCAUCAACACAGCAUGUGGAUCGAAAAUGUUUUACAACGAUACAUCCAAAAUUGUACAUUAUUUUUGAACAGAUUAUGAUCGCCAAAACGAAAAUGGUUCUCGUUCCGCCACCAGCGCAAGAACCACUUUUGCCCGGAAGAGGUUCCAAAGCGGAU